Messenger RNA from Theobroma cacao (cacao), 2135 nucleotides. The record is from RefSeq and is a predicted model, not a curated record. Lineage: Eukaryota; Viridiplantae; Streptophyta; Magnoliopsida; Malvales; Malvaceae.
GCCCUGAAUUUUCAGCUGAUUGAUUAUCUCACAAGCUGUAAGCAGCUAGAAAUUUUCAUGCUUUUUUUCCAACCAGCUUGUUGGUGAAUUUCCCUCCUCAGUUGCCAAUCUGUCAAGCAAUCUCCAACACUUUUGCAUUGCUAACAAUUUGUUGACUGGCAGCUUCCCCCAGGGGUUUGAUAAGUUUCACAACCUCAUUUCUCUUUCAAUAGAGCAAAAUGCUUUUACAGGUGAGAUACCAAAGAACAUAGCAAAACUUAAAAAGUUACAGAGUUUUAGUGUGUUCCAGAACAUGUUAUCAGGAGAAAUUCCAGAUAUCUUUGGUAAUCUUACACAACCUUCCGACGAUCAAAUGGACAAUAACAAGUUAUCCGGAAAAAUUCCCAAUAGCUUGGGAUUCUGCCAGCAAAUAGAGACAUUGAACCUGGCUUCGAAUAGGCUCAAUGGAAGCAUUCCAAAUGAGAUUUUCAGAGUUUCAAGUUUAACCAACUUGAAUCUGUCACACAACAAACUUUGGGGUCCUCUCCCCAGUGAAGUUGGUAACUUAAAGCAGCUUCAAGUGGUGGAUGUUUCUGAUAAUCAGUUGUCUGGGAAUUUGGCUGCAUCAAUUGGUGGCUGUGUUACUUUGCAAUUGCUCAACUUGUCCAAAAAUAAUAUCAGCGGUGGAAUUCCUGGUUCAGUAGGAAAGCUAACCUCCCUGGAGGUUUUGGAUCUCUCCUUUAAUAAAUUUUCUGGACCAAUUCCCCGAGACUUGGAAAAUCUUCAGUAUCUGAAGAAGUUAAAUUUGUCUUUCAAUCAUUUGGAAGGAGAAGUUCCAAAAGGAAAAGUCUUCUUGAAUCUUAGCCUGACCUCUGUUCAGGGAAACAAUGGGCUCUGCAGUGGUGAUCAAGAAAUUGCAAGGUAUUUGGAACUCCCUCAGUGUAAAACAAGAGCAAUAAAAAGGUAUCAUCUGCUUAAGAUUCUAGUUUCAGCAGCGGGAGUCACUUUAUUCUUAUGUUUAAUUUUCUGCUUUUUAUGGGCUUUGAGACCUGGAAAGAAGAAAAACAAGGUGGACAAAGACGGUGAACCUUCACCUUCAUUGAAGGGGUUGCUUCCAAUGAUAUCUUACUCAGAUAUCCGGCUUGCUACAAGCAAUUUUGCAGCUGAAAAUCUGAUUGGAAAGGGUGGUUUUGGCUCUGUUUAUAAAGGUUCAUUCAUCACUAGUGACAAUGGAGCCAACACCAGUAACAUUACCCUUGCUGUGAAGGCUCUUGACUUGCAACAAAGCAAAGCCCUUCAAAGUUUUUUUGCUGAAUGUGAGACCUUGAGGAAUAUUAGGCAUCGAAAUCUCAUGAAGAUCAUCACCUCAUGCUUUAGUAUUGAUCAUAAAGGAGAUCAAUUCAAGGCCUUGCUUAUGGAGUUCAUGCCCAGUGGCAACCUAGAUAGGUGGUUAUAUCCUGAGGAUAUGGAAUCUGGGUUAUCAUUAUCCUCGUUGCAAAGACUCAAUAUCGCCAUCGAUGUAGCUUCUGCUAUGGAGUACUUGCACAAUGACUGCGAACCGCCAAUUGUGCACUGCGAUUUGAAACCUGCGAAUGUACUUUUGGAUGAAAAUAUGGCGGCUCAUGUAGGGGAUUUUGGAUUGGCAAGAUUCCUUCCUCAACACCCUUCACAAGAGGAGAGCAGCACAAUAGGAGUCAAGGGCUCAAUUGGUUACAUUGCUCCAGAGUAUGGUCUAGGUGGCAAAUCUUCAACCAGUGGAGAUGUCUACAGUUUUGGAAUCCCUCUGCUAGAAAUGUUCAUAGCAAAGAGGCCAACUGAUGGAAUGUUCAAAGAAGGAUUGAGCCUCAAUCAAUUUGAAUCAGCGGUGGAUAGUGAUCAAGCUUUUGAGAUUGCUGAUCCGAGGCUUUUCAAGGAUUUUUGAAGUUCAAAGAAGAGCUCAUUCAAUACUUAUUCUAUUGACAGAAGCAGCAGCACCAAGAAUGACAGUUAUUGGCCUGGCAAAUAUGAAGAGUGUUUAUCAGCUAUAAUUAGAGUUGGAUUGUCAUGUGCAGCUCCAUCAGCAAAAGAUCGUUUAUCAAUGAGAGAAACAUUAGCAAAGUUGCAUGAGAUUAAGAAUUCUUUACUUAAUUAAGGUCGAAACCAUGUAAGGCAGCCCA